Molecule: messenger RNA, 4198 nt
Organism: Podarcis lilfordi (Lilford's wall lizard)
Lineage: Eukaryota; Metazoa; Chordata; Lepidosauria; Squamata; Lacertidae
Source: the annotation of a GenBank genome assembly
AUGACAUCAAUGCGAAAAGCGUGCUUGCGUUUCCACAUCCACAGACGAGACAGCCAUUGGAGAAUCCACGCUGGGUGGAGUCAUGAGGUCACUCGCCAUCACGGGUGGACCUGUGGCAUAAAAGCACAUGAUGGGGGCAACAGCAGGAGAAGACGCAUCGGCCAGGUGGGAAUCUCAGCGCUGACGUUUUGGGAAGGCAUGAUGGACAAGCUGGGCUGGAUCUGCCUCUCCCUUGCCAGUCUCUCUGGCCCACUGUGGGCCAUCCCUGUGGCCAGCGAAGGGUCCUACUGGCUCCCAGGUAAGUCCUCUCCCUUUCCAUUCGCUCAGUAAGACAUUGCUUUGUUGUGGAAGAAUAGGUUCAGGAGAACCAGAAAAGCCAAGGGAGAGAGAUUUGGGGAACUAUCUCCCCCAAUGCGGGGCAUCCAGUCACACCGCUUCUUUUAGGGAACAGGCUCUUCCAGCAGGAGUUUGACCUCAUAGCUCAGUGGCAAAACAUCUGCCUUGCAUGCAGAAGGUCCCUGGUUCAAUCCCCGCUGGCCUGAGACCUUGGAGAGCUGCUGCCAGCUAGUGUGGACAACACUAAGUUAGAUGGUCCAACAGGCUGAUACAGCAUAAGGCAGCUUCUCAUGUUCCCAAUGAGAGGAACGGCCAAGAAAUUUAUGAAUGGGUCGACAUUGCUGCUUUAAAUAGGAUUUGGGUUGAUACAAUUGUUUUAAGUUCUUGUGUUGGGUGGUUAUUGCAUCAUUUAUUAUUAUGACAGGAACCGCCCUGGGGGCCUUUGGGCAAAGCAUAUCAAUUUCCUAAUAUAAAUAAAUGUAUAAAUAUCCCAGUUCACACAGGUGUGCCGAUUGCUUGAGGAAUAGAAGCUGGGAGUCAGCUUAAGGGAGCCCCUGGUGCCCUAAAUGGACCCUCAAGGGAUGAUCAACAGGCACAUCGGGAAACCGGCAAGCCCUUUGCCGGGAACCUGUCAGGAUACAGAAUCAUAGAAUUGUAAAAUUGCAGAGUUGGAAGGGACCUUGCGGGUCAUCUAUUCUAAACACCCCCCCCCAACCACUGGGAAUGGCUCCUGCACUUGGCACUGCCAAAUAUGAAGAUCUUUGAAAGAGCAUCAAUCCAUCCAUUGAGAAGCUUUUCCUCCUGACAUUUAAUAAUGACAGAAGAAAAUGAAUGCCCAUGAAAGCCACUCAUCCCUGGGAAUGGCCAUUGUAGCAGCCUUUGUAGGUUACUGAGAUCUGCUCCUUGCCAAAGGAUGAGGUGGGUGGUUGACGCUGCUGGAGCCCUGCGGAAAGAAACUGGGGGGGGACGGGACUGUGUCUGCAGAGGAACGCCAGACCCUGACAUGAUCCUUUCUGGCUGGGGUGCGGAGGGAGGCAAAGGUUUUGAGCCACAGUUCUUCACUUGCAGCAGAACAGGUCUGACCCAAGGAAGCCUAAUUCACUUACGGAACUCCCUGCCACAAGCAGCUUAGAUGGCCUUUUUAAAAAGGCAUGUCCGGGGACAGGCUGAGCCUCUCAGAGGCCCGGCUUUUGACAUCUCUACCCAUAAUGAAAAUUAAAAGUGGAGAGCCGGCACAGAAAAACAAAAUAAGGCAUUCAAAAACCAAAAGCUGCUUCCUUUUAUUGCUUCAGACUCACAGCAGUAAAUAAAAAUGAUCUGCCCGAGAGCAAGUCUGAGUACUAAAUGCACAGACUGGAUGGGAGAAAUUGGCAUUGGAAACUCCCUAUUCUCAUAUAUUUUGGCAGCAGUUCUAAGCCCACUUACCUGGGAGUAAGCCCCGCUGAAAUCAAUAAAACUUACUUCUGAGUAGAUAUGUUUAGGAUUGUGCUGCAAAUUGCUGUGCAAAUGGCAUUUUAAAAAUAUUGUGAAUACUACUGCCCAGGGAAAUGCGAUUAUAAUUUGUGUGCAAAGCACAUACCGCCAUUACCUGUCUGUGCAUCUUCCUUGUGUGCACAUAAUGUGCUUUCUUACAAAAAGUCACAAUUCAUAUCAGAAGCAGACAGAGUGGGAGAAAAUAAUAAGAACAGAGACUUUUUCAGCGCCAAUGCAGAGGAGCUUUAAAGUCAAGAUUCAAACAAGAGGCGUCUUGAAAGAUGCCAACAGAGGUUUAUAAAAAGUGAGAAAUAUAUUCAAAACACACAUAGACAAACAACAGGAACAACAAGCUACAGAGACCAACAAACCCAGAGCCACAAGCCUGUGGGCCUCAGUUCACACACCCUUUUCAGUACAGGCAGGCAGACCCCAUCAGAACCUGGAAUUGCCCCAAAUGUUAAUAGGUAUCAGUUAACAGCAAAAAAUAUCAUUUUACUAAACCACCUAUCUUUGCUUAAAUUUGCAGUUAUAAGGGGGUGUGGGGUGUGAGAGAGGGUGGGGGGGAGGUUUGUCAGAUGUGCAUAAAAGCAAGUUUAUCCAAUGUCCAAAAAUUGGCAUCUAAAUCUGAGGGGGCCCUUGAGUCCCUGGGCCAAGGGGCCCUCCUGGCUCCCACCCCAUAGUAGGCCCUAGAUGCAGGGGCCCUCUGAAGAGCAGAGGGUGAGCUCAAUAGGGUAGCAGGGGGCAAGCUGCCCAAUAGACACUGGAGGACUUUGGUCUGAUCUUACACUCUUAAAGGCGACAGAAUAACGCAGGGGAAAAGCUACCGGGCAGGGGAAACUUUCUUUGGCAGGGAAAGAGAGAAGAAGGUGGGUGGAUUGUGCAGAGCCCCUUUGGGGGGAAUCUACUACCACACGAGUGUCAAUUGCCUCCCACCAACCCACCCACCCACCUCAGUUGGCCCAUGAUAAGGCAGAGGGUUUCCCCUCAGGCUGUGCGAUGCCUCCCUCUUGUGUCCUUAUCUCCUUGCAGCCACUGAUGAAGAUGCCAGCAUAACUCUGGAGGCCCUGAGCAGCAGGAACAGAGGGUCCUCCCUCAUGCAGACCCCACGGGGAUUAGUGGGAGCACAGGUGGAAGACACUCUGAGGAAAGCAGGUAAGACAGAGACACCCCCUUUUGCCUCUGGAGGAGCAAGCCAGGCAGGACAUUCUUGCAACGCGGCACUUGCAACGCAGACAAUCAAACUGCUGCUGCUCUCUGGAGAUGUUCCUGCUUCCCAGUGGGUCCUGCUCCAAGAGUUGAAGCUGCCCACACCAUACCUGCCCUUAGGACUACCUGUUCACCUGCUUUCGCACUCCAUGCAGCCUAGCCAACCAGGGAGCAUUCAAAACAGAGCCAGGCGUCUUCCGACUGAUGGGUUUGAUCCAAGGCUGGGUGCAACUGCAGCAGGUGGAUUUGAAAGGGUGUAGUGGUUAGGGGGCUAAACCAGGAAUCGGGAGACCAGUCUUCGAAUCUCCGCUUGGCGACAAACUCCCACUUGGGCCAGUCCUUGCCUCUCAGUCUAACCUACCUCUUCACAGGGUUGUUGUUAGGAUCAAGUGGGAAGUAAGUCACCUUGGGAGGCAGAAAAGGUGAGAUAAGAGAGUCCUGAUAAGCAAGAUGCUGGGGAGGAGCAGAAUAGGGAAAUGCCUGGUACUCUGCAAGGCUGCAUUUUGUUACUUUUAAUUUGGAAAACUCCCAUCCAAAGAAGAAACGUACAGCAGAGGCUCUUCUUCUUCCCCUCUAGGAUUAAGAGAGCUGGCAAACUGGUUUGACCAGCGCCACAUGAGUUGAAAGAGGAGAGCAUGGGCACAGCAGCCCCUCAGCCCCUUUGACUCUCUCUGUCCACUUCUGUCCUGGGAAGCAAUGUCCAAAAGCUCCCACCAAGGGCAGCUGGGGAAGGGGGCCAAACCAAGGGUGGAAAAUAGACCAUGACCUUUCCAGAGGAGAAAGCAAUGCUUGAAUGUAUCUUCUUUUCUUUUUGUUCCAGGUCCCCAGCCCAGAGGCUUUAUGCCAUUGAGGGAAAAUGUCAAAGAGGUGAGAAGCCCCCAGCCCCAAGGCCAUUUGAAAGCUUUUCUCCUUGUUAUGGGUGCUGUGGCUCUGCUGGGUUCUCAGUGUGCGGCCAGGAACUCCCAGUCAACCUUCCUUACAUGACUCAACAUGUAACAUCUGCUUUUCUCAGGUACUCUUCGGAAACCUCCCCCAGAACACGCUGCUGAGCCGCUUGCUAGCCACAGACAGGAAGCAGUACAAAAAGCGUGGAAACAUCUCUGAAUGCUUCUGGAAAUACUGCGUGUAACUGAUGGCUGGGAACAGCUGAUGGCCAACUGGACACCCCCUCCAAAUCCCU